Molecule: messenger RNA, 2202 nt
Organism: Daucus carota subsp. sativus
Lineage: Eukaryota; Viridiplantae; Streptophyta; Magnoliopsida; Apiales; Apiaceae
Product: protein OBERON 2
Exons: 5
Coding region: 492-1913 (473 amino acids)
Source: RefSeq, a predicted model, not a curated record
GAUUUAAAUUUGAUCUACCUGAUUUGAUUUCCCUAAAACUAUGAUGUUAAUUUAUUAAGCUAAUUCUUGGUCAUGUAUUAGUUUGAUUUGUGGACUUACUGCUCAUAUAUUCUACAACAUGACUGUUAAAUUGAUUUUAGUGGUCACUACUGUGCAUGAACAGCAACCUACUUUAUAUAUUGUCGGCAAGUUUCAUAUAGCAUAGUACACAUUAGGCAUUAAUUAAUGUAUGCUGUGUUGAAGGUUUUGGAUUCACAACGUAUUUAUGUUUGAUGAUUAAUGUUCAUAUGAUGAUAUUGUCCCUGUUUUGGCUCAAUAUUAUAUUUUUGUGUCUGAUGAUAUUGUAUAUGUCUGGUUUUUUACAUGGGGUAUCUCUCUAUGUGUGUGUGGACAAUGAACUAAUUCAUUACGCUUGACCUGUCAAGUAAUGGAUGAAAAGUCCAAUGCUGAGUUGAGUAGCAGUACAGUUGAUCAGCUGUCAACUCAUUCUGAUGUCUAUUAUAAAGUAUAUGGAGAUAGACAAUGAUGAAAAGAAUGGAGGUGAUGAAAAGAAUGAAAGCACCACACAGAUAACUAAAAAGGGGUUACAUCUCUAUCCAGUUUCUGCUCAAGCUUCUGGCGAAGGUUUGCCAUAUGCUCCUGAAGAUUGGCCUGAACCAGGUGAUAAGUGGUGCUGGAAGGUGGGAAAAAGAGUAAGAUCUAAUGGUUAUUUUAUGGAUAGAUACCUUUAUCUUCCAAAACGUCUUCAGAGUGAGCGAAAGGGAAGAACUUUUGCAAGUAAGCUUUCAGUUGAACAAUAUCUUCAGACUACUGGAGCAGAUGUCAAGAAAUUUUUUGGUUCAUUCAGUUGGCAUAUUCCUUCAGGAGAUCGACCUGCAGUAGAAGAACUUGCAGGGUCUGAAUUGCAAGCUGGGAUUGGGUGUUGUAAGGCUGGUAAUAAAUCAUGUGGCAGCUUAGCUGAAGCAGAGGAAACUUCAUCAGGAUCUAUCCUUUGUGACAUGUGUUGCAGUGAACCUGGCUUUUGUCGGGAGUGUUGUUGUAUUUUAUGUAGUAAGACCAUAGAUUUAUCAUAUGGCGGCUAUGAUCUUAUAAGAUGUGAAGCAGCUAUAGAUGAUGGGUUUUUUUGUGGUCACAUAGCACAUAUUGGAUGUGCUCUCCAAUGCCACAUGGCUGGAACGGUUGGAGGAAGCAUUGGCUUGGAUGCAGAGUACUACUGUCGCCGAUGUGAUACGAAGACAGAUCUUCUUUCACAUGUUAAGAAGCUUUUACAAAUCUGUGAAUCUAUUGAAUCUCGGGAUGACAUUGUGAAUAUACUGAAUUUGGGGGCUUGUGUUUUGCGUGGCUCACAAAGACUUGCUGCGAAGAAAUUGUUGGAUCGUAUUGAAUUGGUCAUGGGAAAGCUUAGAAGCGGGACUUCUCUAGAAGAUAUUUGGAAAGUGGAAGAUAGCUCUGCUGUUAUUCCAGGAAACUUGAUCAGUGAUGCAGAUACUGCAUCUGAAUCUUCAAUAGACAAAAACCCUCAUAGUAGAGCAGCCUCACCUCAAUAUGUAUCCGAAAGUUUUGAUCCUCUGAUAGAGUCUUUAAAACUGGAGGAUAAGGUUGAUGAGAUUUUGGAAGCCUUGAGAAAGUCUCAAGAAUUAGAAUAUAAUAUUGCCCAGGAGAGGCUUUAUGAGCAAAAGAGCUAUCUUCAAAGUCUGUAUCAUCAGCUUAAUAAGGAAAAGGCUGAGCUUGUCCGACAUGCAGCUUAUAACACUGAUCGGGAUGCAUUAUCUCUACUUGUUGUGAAUAGGGUCGAUCAGAUAAAAGGGGAGAUUAUUAAACUUAAGGAAAUGGAAAAAGUGACCAAGGGAUUUGGAAAAACUUCCAAAGAAAUCUUGAAGGAACAUUUUGAUGUUCAUUCUGAAUGUGGAUAGUUCUUCAAGCUGCCAGCAUCUGUCAUCAUGCCGCUAUUAUGCCAAUAUCCAUAUAACGAUUCGUGUGAUUCUCUCUGAGCUCGCAGGUGCUCUUUGUGACUGCACUACUAUUGUGCCAAAAAUUUUGUUUGUUAAGCAUUGUACAAUAUGUACUAAGUUUUUUGUUUACAUGAUAGAAUUUUUUUAUUUUUUUUGUAGACCUUUUACAUGGUAGAUUAAUCAUAUUAGGUAUAGAUUUGUUUUUGAGACCUUUUACAUAUUAGGUAUCACAUGAUUUACUUUGAGACGA